This is a messenger RNA of Orbicella faveolata, 2211 nucleotides long. RefSeq lists its product as uncharacterized. NCBI's taxonomy places the organism in Eukaryota, Metazoa, Cnidaria, Anthozoa, Scleractinia, Merulinidae. The record is from RefSeq and is a predicted model, not a curated record.
GUUGUUCAUCCACCUAUGUGAAAAUAGGCUCCAUUACGUGAUGAAUCCCAAUGAAAUGGACUACGAGCGGAUGAAACGGGUCACAUAAUGUGUGACUCAUCGUCAAGUACGAUCCAUCGUGAAAGCAUAUAAUGGUGAAGGUUUCGAGAAUUCGGUUCAUACCCAAGAAGUGCUGGCGAAGAAGAAGGUAGCAAGAGAGAAGAAGCAAGAAGUAGCAAGAGAUGGCAUCACGCGGUGAUUAUAGAGCUCUGUCACGAUCUCUGACCGUGGGUGUAGGCAGAAGCCCAAGGAUGCCGCCGCCACCACCCGUGACAGUGGCUGCAGGUCCCACGAUCGGGGUAGGUACAGCCAGCACGGGCGCAGCACACACCAAUGUCACGAUGGGAGUGGGUACGACACCUUUGGUCAAACAACCAAGAUCGGGUCGAGGAGACCGUAUUCUCAACCAAGCCCAGAUGCAGCAAAAACUGGAAGAGAUUUUGCGACAACAAACGGUGGCGGGUCGUCGUAUCACGACCACCAACACGAUCACGGCCACCUAUAAAAACGGACAACGUUCUACCGUGACAAGCAAUUCGACCAGUUACGUAACUGAGAAGAUGAGGACCAUCAUGAGAAGACGUCGUUAGAGAAAGAGACAGCAACGUGGAGAAGGUUUCCUUGACAUCAUAUCACCUGUUCAACCCACGACCAAAUCGUUGGCUCAAAGUCACUGGAGAAGACAACGUGGUGGAGAUCUUGUGAGUGCCUUGUCUACACUAGCUCCCAUCGGUAAAGGGGCCGUGUUGGGGUUGGUCAGAGCUUUGGGCAAACGUGCCGUGAAAACUGGAAUCCGAGCUGGAACUGGGGCCGCCAUGGGUGCCGCCGGGGCAGGCGUUAGCUACGGGGUCCGAAAACUCGUGAAAAAACGCAAGAAACGACGAUAAAAAGAUCGAUCUGAUGGCGAGAUUACUCAAUCGGAUUAAGAUGUUGAGGAGUGAAGUCAAGUGGUUCUCCUACUUCUUGCAUCUAUGCAGAUCCUCUCACUCUUACUGGGAUGAGACCAGCAUGAAUCGCCAUAUGGACCUGCACAAAGCAACUCCAAGACGAAGUCGGGCACUCUCCCCACUGUCCACGCCCAGACUCAACGUUCCACGUCGCACUCGUUCUCUGGACCGAGUCCGCGACGACGACGACGACGAAUGGAUCUUCGAUGACGACGAUGACUGGAUCUUCGAUCCGUCCAUCGACCAGAUCUUAAACCAAAACAGCAAAAGAUCACACGACCAAGCCUUCUCGGACGAUGAUGACACGCAAUAUGGCGGCGGCGGCGCCACCCAUCUCCUAGACUUUGAACUGCCACCCGUAGGCGCCCCACGCAACUGGAGACGUGAACAAACGUCGAUACGAAGCCACGCUCAAACAACAAAGACUAGACACAGAGAAGAACAGGAGACCGAGAAGAACAUGGAAGCUUGGACUGGUACUUCUUACAUAUCCGGGAGCAGAUGGUCUUGUGAGGAAAGCAAGAAUUAAAACUGCAACUUCAGUUUAUGAUCGACCGAUUCACAAACUUUGUUUAAUUCCAACAAAGGAAGAACUAAGUAAUGAAACAUAAGCAACUACAAAUGUCACGAUAAACGCACAUCGUUGCUCAAUCUAAUCACAUAAUAAUGUAAUAAGAUUUCCGCACUGGAUGGGGAGUGUUUUGCACGAACACGAAGUUAUCUUAAGUCCUUGCAGGAUUAUGUAACGUCCCUAGGGACAUACCACUAUAAAAGGGAUCACGCGGUUCGAAUCUCGCAGAGGGAACGUUAUUUCGUUAAGAGACGAAGGGAAGGGAUUACAAGAAUUGUAAGUAGAAUUAUAACAUAUUUUCAGUUUGUAUUAGUUCAAGGUCAACUACGACAAUUACGGCAGAGCCUCAAAGUAACUGUAAUUUGUUUCUUUCAGCUUGACUAUAUACUUCUAGACAGAAGGAGUGUAAAAAUAAAUCCUCAAAAUUCCCAGCUGUUGUGGCCUGAUUCAAGUGCAAACCAGUUUGAGUUUUUGCCGACGACUUUUGUAGUCAUUUUGUCAGCUUUACCAAUCGUUCUAAAAGUUCGUUCAACUUCGAAGCUAAAGUCCAGGGCCGGGUUGUUCAGCAGCCGAUUAACGCUUACCCAGGAUUAAAACUUACCAAAGUAUAUUGUUUUUUCUUGUAUACAAAUAUUUUUCACUGCUUUUGUUUUC